GGCGACAGCAGCAGAAAAACAGCUGGAUCCGAGCAGCGGCGGGCGGCUUCUCCCCGCUUCUCCCCCGCGUGUCCCCGCUCCACGACCGGCCGCGGCUGCCUCGCUUCGACACGCUGCUGGGGAGGCCGACGAUGCGGUGUGGAGAUGGAGGCUCCUGAAUACCUGGACCUGGACGAGAUCGACUUCUCUGAUGAUUCAGUGUACUGCGUCUCGUCCCUGAAGAGCAUACCGGAGCUGUCCAGGAGGAGCGAUGGCCCAGCAGAGGACAGACCAGCUCCGGCCAUCAACUGGAACCGCGGCGUGUCCUGUCACGGCGGCGGGGGGAUGAAGCCCACGGGGCUCGCCGAGGUCCACAGCAAGUUCCGGCCAGUGAAGCGGGUGUCCCCUCUGAAGCACCAGCCGGAGACCACCGACUCGGACCCCGACGGCAAGGUCCAGGGCCAGGGGCCGCUUCAAGGCGAGCCGGCCGAGGGCGGCGCCAAGGACGACCCCGGCUUGGACAAGCUCGCCUCCGCGCUCGGCGCCUCCGAGGGGCCGGAGGGGAAGGCGAAGAGCCUGGGGGGAGGGGGAGGGGGUGGGGCCAACAACCCUCAGGCUCUGUUCGGGGAGCUGGAGCACUAUGACCUGGACAUGGACGAGAUCCUGGAUGUGCCGUACAUCAAGUCCAGCCAGCAGAUGUCCACGCUGCCCCGCGUGCCUCACGACAAGCGCUCAGCGUCCGGGAGCAACCUGGGGGGAGGGACCCUGGAGAGGAACCGAGGAGGAACUCUGAAGACCUCCUCUUUGGCCCACAACGAGCCCCUGAGCCUGGGCAGCGGCAGCUCGCAGACGCAGUACUGCGUUCUCUCUCCGGUGAAGUGGUCUGACCUGAGGAAGUCCAAGUCGAUGGAUCCAGACCUCCACCACCUGCACCGCUCCCCCGGCGGGGGAGGCUACCAGUCGGAGCUGCUGUCCUCCGGCCUCCUCAGCUGCUCCUCCUCGCUGUCCUCCUUCACAGACGCAGACAAGCUGCUGUCUGCACGCGUCUUCCCGGAGUCCCAGAGCCAGAGGGGCGGCGUGGAGCCCCCGGGGGGCGCUGGGCUCAUGUUCCCCCUGCCGGGGAGGCAGGAUGCCUCCAAACCCUGGGCCCCGGGGCAGGGAGGAGGCGGAGGAGGGCCCCGGGGCUUUGGGGGAGCAGGAGGGGAGGUGGACGAGGAGACCAAGAAGAACCAGAACAUCAUCAACAUCGUCCGAGAGGGACAGAUCUCACUGCUGCCCCACCUGGCGGCUGAUAACCUGGAGCUGAUUCGAGACGAGGACGGGAACAACCUGCUCCACAUCUCGGCCUGUCAGGGUCACGCUGACUGCCUGCAGCACCUCACCUCCCUGAUGGGGGAGGACGGCCUCAACGAGCGCAACAGCCAGCAGCUCACCCCCGCCGGCCUGGGGGUCAAGAACGGUCAUCUGGAGUGUGUGAGGUGGAUGGUGAGUGAGACGGAGGCCAUAGCAGAGCUGAGCUGCACCAGAGAACAUCCCAGUUUGAUUCACUAUGCUGCCCGUUACGGACAGGAGAAGGUGCUGCUGUGGCUGCUUCAGUUCAUGCAGGAACAGGCCAUCUCUCUGGACGAGCUGGACCAGAACGGGAACUCCGCGGUGCACGUCGCGGCGCAGUACGGACACCUCACCUGCAUACAGACUCUGGUGGAGUACGGCUCCAACGUGACGGUGCAGAACCAGCAGGGGGAGCGACCCUCCCAGAGUGCCGAGCGGCAGGGCCACACCACCUGCGCCCGCUACCUGGUGGUGGUGGAGACCUGCAUGUCGCUGGCGUCGCAGGUCGUCAAGCUCACCAAGCAGCUCAACGAACAGGCGGCAGACCGGGUGGUGUUACAGAAACAGCUGCAGAGACUGAUGGAGCCCAGCAAGGUGGAGGGGACCCCAUCUCGAUCCUCCAGCUCCCAUCAGCCACCGGUGGAGGCGUGGCCGGAGAUGAUGCUGACGGCCGAGGGGACGCCCGGAGACGGCCAGUGGUCGGUCCGUCAGGGAGGCGUGGCUUCCGACUCGGUGCUGCGGCAGCUCCUGGGGAAGGACGCGUCGGAGCCCCUCUGUGCCCGGGAUCGAGCCCCCCCGGCGGGCCCCGGGGCCCCUGGGGGCCGCAGGCCGGCGCUGGCGGAGCGCAGAGAGCUCAAACUCGCCAGACUCAAGCAGAUCAUGCAGCGCUCCCUGAGCGAGUCCGACUCGGACGGGUACCCGGCGGAGGAAGGGAAAACCCCCGGCGGCGCGGCGCGGCCCGAGAGGCCGUGCCACCUGCCGAUCGCAGAGGAGGAGCCGGCGUCCAACCACCUGCAGCUGAUGAUGAGGAAGCACCUGCCUUCCUCCGCCGCCGCCUCGUCGGCCGAGAAGAAGCUGGCGUUCUGUCUCACCGGGUCCAAGUCCGUGGACAGCAUCGGUUACAACCCGUCGCCCACCUCCUGCGACCCCGAGGCCGCCGGGAACAAGACGCCAGACGCUCCCGGAGAUUUCCACGACGGUCAGAAGGCCGCAACCAGCCCUAAGAGCGCCCUGAAGUCCCCCUCGUCACGCAGGAAGACCUCCCAGAACCUCAAGCUGAGGGUGACCUUCGACGAGCAGGUCCACAAGAGCUCUGGCCAGGAAGCCGAGCCGGCCAAGGCGGCCCACGGGAAGGACAGGACUUCCACCGGCGCCUCUGAGAGCAAGAGGCCGUUUGGCACCUUCCGCUCCAUCAUGGAGACGCUGAGCGGAAACACAAACCACAACAACAGCAACAGCGGCGGAACGCCGUCGGGCUCCGGAGUCAAACCCGCCUGUCAGAACUCUCCCGGCAAGAAGUCCGACAGCAAGAGCAGCCCGGGAGGCGGAGCCAAGGGCAAGACCAGAACCAGCAACGUCUGACCGCCAACUCACCGCCCAGAGAAGACCGCAUCAGGAGAUCCAGGUUCCAUGGCGCCGGCCUCAGGAACACACAGCACCUUCAGCCCUUUGUCAGUAAAUCACAGCCAGAUCCAGCUGGUUUUGGUUAUAAUGGUCCACUCCAUAUCUGAUGAUGUCCAUCCAAACAGCCCUGCUUGACCUCGUGUUGGACAUGAGCACUGAGUGCUGUAUGCAACAUGGAAAAUCCAGAUUUGGCUUUGAAGAAAAUCCAGAUUUGUUUAGAAAAUCAACAAAACGGUGGUUUGGGGGGGGUUUUCCCAUCCUUUCCUCACUCGCUCUGGGAUUUUUAAAUCUGAAGGCUCCAGUCGCACAAACCAGUAAAAUUGAGAUCAUUAUGAAAAGCAGAUUUAAAACCAGAUGAGCGUCACUUCGGGAGCCUUGUUUAACUUGACUUGGUCGUAUUGUUGUGUCAGGACUCCGCUGGGUGCAGCACGGUCAUAAAGAAGAGAAACAUCUCAGCUCGUAUUCUCCGAGGCCCCGUUCACACGGCCACAGUUUCAAGUGAAAAUGCUAAACCGUCUUUGUGUAUUUUCAGCGUCUGUUUACAUGACGAUGUUCUCAGUGUUUCUGUCAUUUCCCUGGAAAUGAACAUCCUUGUUACAAAGUUUCUGUGUGAGACAGCAGAGUUUUUUUGAAACUACAAACUACAAAGCAAAAACGAUGCGUUUUCACUUGAAGCGUUGCAUAAACGGCCUUCAGUGACAAAUCAUCAGAUGUGGGCUUGACUGCUCCUGCUCUCUGGAGGUUUUUAUUCAAGGUUUCCUCAGCGAAGCGUCUUUCAGCCUCUUAGCAUCCGUAGCUUCUUGAAUCCUCUGUCAUCUUCAAACCACCGUAUGUUACGGGGAGGGGGGAGGUUGGACUCUUCUCAAGGUCUACCUUAAAGUAUUCCACACUGUAGCUGCGGUGCUGCUAGCAGUUUCCAGUCAAAUCUGUCCAGUCAGGACAUCCAAAGCUGGAGGUGCUGAUGAAGAUCUCUCUGUUAUGAGCAGUUAGUUUUUUUUUUUUCUUUAUGGGGCAGAAAACACACUUAUCACACCAUCUGGUGGUUCAGUUUGGUAUUACAGGAUAGCCUCAGAUUAUUUCUCACAAUUCACUGACAAUAAAAAUCAAGGAAGCAUUCGACACUAACUUUAUUUACAUCAGCUUUACUUUUCAGACAUGUCUGAAUGUUUGUUGCAAUGAAAAUUAGAGUUUUAUUUUAAAAAGAUCUUCGAUCUUUCCAUUGAUCAAACAGGAAGCCAGGAGUUGUAAUUCUGGCCAAUCACUGUAAAGAAAAACGAGCUGAACUGUUUUUCCCCACUGUCUUUCUUUCCGUCGUCACGUUGAGGUUUGUCUUUGGUUCUUGGCCUCACGCUGACGGAGAGAAAGAAGUCUGGAAUGUAUUUGAAAGUUUUCUUUCUCACCGCCGAGGUGAAGCUGCACGACGAGACCGAGCUGUGGAACCUCGCUUCUCAGAUCGACCUUUAAACAUGUUUUAGGUUGUUGUUUUUUUUUUUUUCACUACAUGAACUGUUUUCAACCAAGGAAUUUUUCCACAUGAACAUUCUGAUGGACGUCUGAAAUAUUUAAUUUUCUGCACACGUUAAAAUGUGUUUAUAAUCAUGCACACGGUUAGGUGCAUAGCACAUAGUUUAAAACACCACUGUAUAUAUAUAUAUAUUUUGUAGUAUUUAAUGUUUCGUUUCUACAGUAUUAUUCACACUUUUUUAACCUUUGCAGUUAUUAUCUAUGCAGUAUUUUUGGCAUGAAGUAGACGAUAGUUGUGUGGUGUGUUUAUGGGCGGCUGGAAGAGAAUCACUCCAGAUUUUUCUACAGGUUUCGAAAGUCUGUUACAUUUAACAGUGUUCAAUGGGAGAGUGAGGCUCUUCAGUCUCUUCACCCACUUUCUUAUUGUUUUCUGGUCAUUUCUUUCAUAAAUGAAGUGAUUAGCUGCUGUUGAUUAGAAGGUUUUUUUUGUUGUUUUCUGUCAACCAUAAAAGAUUUGUUGUCCAGGACUCUUUUUGGGGGGGGGGAUUCACCUGAUCGGAGGUCGUCAAAGUCAGAUUUGCACAUUCAAAUGAAGUGUUAAAAUUCAGAGCAGUGCUUUGAAAUCGAGAGUUGGAUUGCAGAGGAGGGUGAAAAUAUUCAGAAACCACUUUGAGCUAUUUUUCCAUGAGCGUUGGAAUGUUGAAU
Molecule: messenger RNA, 5103 nt
Organism: Salarias fasciatus (jewelled blenny)
Lineage: Eukaryota; Metazoa; Chordata; Actinopteri; Blenniiformes; Blenniidae
Product: synphilin-1-like
Exons: 12
Coding region: 145-2892 (915 amino acids)
Molecular function (GO): ubiquitin protein ligase binding
Source: RefSeq, a predicted model, not a curated record